AUGGCAGCCAAGCGUGGCAGAAAUGCGCCCAUUUUGGAUUAUAUGGAGCUGCAGUGUGUCUCACUCGACUAUAACUGCACAUGCAAACGAUUCUGUUGGGAAGUCACGGAGGAACCCAAGACCUCUCCCACCAACGCCACGGCCACGGUCGAAAAGAUCUCUACCGAGAUCAUUCCCUCACCGAAAAGUAAGCCUUCUCCUCCCAAGACCACGCCAUCACCAGAAAUCAAACCCUCUCCCAAGAUCACCCCACCAUCCCCUAAAGACACCAAAAAAAACGACCCUUUCGUAAAAACUACAUUUCCCACCGAAAAGAUUCCUCCCAAACCUACACCCGUCCCAAAAAGUGAGCCCUCCCCAAAGCCCACAACUCCUUUUCCGCCAGUUCGUCCUGACACCAGUAAGAGUGGAGACGAGGAACUAGAUAGAGCUAUCUGGGAAAUGAACCAAAGGAGAUGGCCUAAUCGCACAGUGCCAUUCGUAUUUCACCCAAAGCUGAAAAAGAAACAAAUAGAACUAGUUACCAUGGCGAUGGACAAGAUAAGAAACCUCACUUGUGUCGAUUUUACAGAUUUGACAGGUCGUGUUACGAUAGACGACAAGCAGGAGCACAAGGUGGUGGUUCAGACCCUGUACGCUGGCUGUUUCGCCACUCUGGGUUACAAUAAAUUCUUAAAGACGAGUUCCAUCAAUUUAGAUCGCGGUUGCUUCUCGCCCUCUGGACAUGUCAUCCUACACGAGCUGUGCCAUACUCUUGGUAUAGCACACACACAAAGCAGAUAUGAUCGUGAUAAAUACAUUACUGUUCACGUCGACAAAAUAGAGAGGGGAAAGGAGCCACAGUUUACCAUUAAUCAAAAGAUGUACGGCAAGCUUUCACUGGUGGGCUUACCAUAUGAUUUCAACAGCGUCAUGCACUACCCCACUAAUGCCUUUGCCAAAGACCCCAAAGAAAAUACUAUGACUUUGAAAAAAAACUUUCCAGGUCAGGUGGGUUUUGCCAAACGUCUUACCCGGUCUGAUGUCGCUACCAUUAAUCGCUUGUACGACUGUAAAAACCAUUACCUGGGCGACGACAUUCCGGAAGCCAAGAUUUAUAAAGAAUGGUACGAAACCUAUUUCGCAUGA
Molecule: messenger RNA, 1128 nt
Organism: Portunus trituberculatus (swimming crab)
Lineage: Eukaryota; Metazoa; Arthropoda; Malacostraca; Decapoda; Portunidae
Product: zinc metalloproteinase nas-4-like
Exons: 2
Coding region: 1-1128 (375 amino acids)
Biological process (GO): proteolysis
Molecular function (GO): zinc ion binding; metalloendopeptidase activity
Source: RefSeq, a predicted model, not a curated record